AUGACGAGUGGACCUCAAAACACAAACGGUACCUCUAACGGUACAAAUGGCGCCGCCAAUGGACAUGGGCCUCUAAGCACUAUGCCCGGACCCAACCAUGACUACAAGGUCACCCUACAAGACAAGGUUAUUGCAAUCACUGGUGCCAAUCAGGGCAUUGGCCUGGGCAUCGCCGAAGUCUGCCUCGUAAACGACGCUGCUUUCGUCUACAGCCUCGACGUUACUGAACCUUCAGAACCCUUUGAAACUCUACUCAAACGCUUUCCGGGAAGAUUAGGUUCCCAGAAAUGUGAUGUGACCAAUGAAGAGAGUGUGACUUCUGCCAUAGAUGCUAUCAUCGCUGCAAAGGGCCGUUUCGAUGGUAUGGUUGCCAACGCUGGUGCCACCAAGCAUCAACCGGCCUUGGACUUUACAGCUGAGCAAGUUGAGAAGCUGUUCCGAUUAAACGUAUUUGGGGCCUGGAAUUGUGCAACGGCUGCUGCGCGCGCAUUCAUCAAGCUUGGCUGCAAGGGCAGCAUUGUGUUUACAGCUAGUAUGACAUCCUACCGCCCAAACAGAGCUGCCCCAUCAGCCCCAUACGGCGCAACAAAGGGUGCAGUGCGAAACAUGACCCAUACACUUGCGAUGGAAUGGUCGCAGUACGGCAUUCGAGUGAACAGCAUUUCACCUGGUUUCGUCAAAACUGCUCUGACAUAUUAUGUUGAGACGGCGCCUGACUGGGAUACUAAGAUGAAGUACUACGGUGGCAUGCCUCGCCUGGCGCUACCGCAGGAGCUUGGAGGUGCAUAUGUAUACCUGCUGAGUGAGACGGCGACUUACACCACGGGAAUUGACAUCCCGAUUGCUGGUAUUGUUGGCGCUUGGUAA
Molecule: messenger RNA, 867 nt
Organism: Fusarium oxysporum Fo47
Lineage: Eukaryota; Fungi; Ascomycota; Sordariomycetes; Hypocreales; Nectriaceae
Exons: 3
Coding region: 1-867 (288 amino acids)
Cellular component (GO): intracellular anatomical structure
Molecular function (GO): oxidoreductase activity, acting on NAD(P)H, oxygen as acceptor
Source: RefSeq, a predicted model, not a curated record